AAACAAAAUUUCAUCACCCAGCGUCCACCAACUUUAGUUAUUGCAAUUGCUCAGCUCGAUCCUUUCGAACAUAUAUAAAUACCAUCCGAGCAAGUUAAACCACACUAAACCAUAUACAACAGAAGCAGCUAGCAGCCUAGCUGGUACUAUAUUUCUAACCCUUAUAAACCACCCACCAUGGCUAUGACUAUGAGACUGAUCCAAUUACUGGUGAUCAUAUCGGUAAUUGCUUUGGCCCUGUCCAGAAGAGCGCUGGCAAGUGAUCCUGACAUCACUUCCGAUUACAUACUCCCAGAAAACCACACGAGCACAACUGCUGAUGCCUCAUUCUUCACAUACACAGGAUUCCGCGGCUUAUUUGAUCAAGCACCCAAAACCUUCACGGCAACAAAAGCAAGCAUGGAUGAGUUCCCUGCUCUCAAAGGCCAGAGUGUGUCAUACGCCAUGCUUCAAUUCCCUCCAAACACAAUAUUCCCACCUCACACCCGCCUUGACUCUGCCGGACUUAUGUUUGUCCUUACUGGUUCCUUGGAAGUAGGCCUAAUCGACACGAAAAACGUUCUGUAUACUAAAAAGCUUCAAGCUGGAGAUAUGUUUGUGUUUCCUAAGGGAUUGAUCCAUUAUCAGUAUAACGCGGAUCCUAAUUUGCCAGCCACUGCCAUUGCAGCAUUUGGAAGCGCAAGCGCUAGAACAGUUGCAGUUCCAGCCUCUAUCUUCAGCUCUGGAAUUCGUGAUGUUGUCCUGGCAAAAUCAUUCAAGACAGAUGUUAGUACCGUUAGGAAGAUCAGGGCUGGCCUAAAAAAUUAAUGACAAAGGGCUCUGUACUUUUGUUAUCAUACUGCAGUUAAUUUCAUUACUUUUAGUUUCUACUUGUUUGUAUAUCAUGAUAUUUACUUCCUUUAUUUUGAAAUUUAUUUUAUUUGUUUUCAAUAGAAUCAUAUAUAUUCUUCAUUCA
Molecule: messenger RNA, 955 nt
Organism: Rosa chinensis
Lineage: Eukaryota; Viridiplantae; Streptophyta; Magnoliopsida; Rosales; Rosaceae
Product: putative germin-like protein 9-2
Exons: 1
Coding region: 178-807 (209 amino acids)
Cellular component (GO): cell wall
Molecular function (GO): manganese ion binding
Source: RefSeq, a predicted model, not a curated record